Molecule: messenger RNA, 1179 nt
Organism: Triticum urartu
Lineage: Eukaryota; Viridiplantae; Streptophyta; Magnoliopsida; Poales; Poaceae
Source: RefSeq, a predicted model, not a curated record
AUGACCAUCGGACUCGACGUGAGAGCUCCCACCGGCGUCGUGGUCUCAGACUCCAUCCUCCAGGCCAGCAUUACGAGCGUGCACCACGUGCUCAAGAUCCAAGGAUACUCAUCGAUGAUGAACAGCUUCCCCAUCGGCAAAGCCCUCCGAUCGGAAUCCUUCCGCGAAAGUCGCGAGAGCGGCGGUUUCGUGUCCAUCCAUGCUGUUCUUGAUGCUGCCUACCUCGCCGUGAAGGCAGAUAUCGGGUUCGACAUGCUCGACUCCACCGGGGAGCUGCUGCCGCGCUACGCUAAAGCUAGUAGCGACGUGUGCAAUUUUCGUCUCGUCGGCGCUUACCGGGGCUACGACAAAUUCAUCGCGAGGGAGGAGCUGAAACUCCUCGACUGUUUCUCGGUCAGGUGCAACAUCACAGUCAUGGAGUUCUUUGCGGGCGGUGCCACCCCUUGCCCUCGUCCUCUACGACCCGUCGUGCCACCGCCUGAUUGGCGUCGUGAGCUUUUGCAGAGCGAGCAGGGCGCAGACGUGAGGUUCCUAGUCGGCGGGGAGACUUUCGCCGCGCACCGCUGCGUGCUUGCGGCGCGGUCGCCGGUGUUCAAAGCAGAACUCUUUGGCGUGAUGAAAGAGAGCAGCGCCGCCGGCAUACGUAUCCACGGGAUGAGGCCCGAGGUAUUCAGGAAUCUGCUGCAAUUCGUGUACACCGAGGAACUGCCACCCGUGACAGAAGAAGAGGAGGAUGAGGCAGCUAUGGCCCAGCAUCUCCUGGAAGCCGCUGACAGGUAUGGCAUGGAGAGGCUCAAGCUGCUCUGUGAGGACAGGCUGUGCAAGCACAUUAAUGUCAGCACGGUGGUGACCACGCUGGUGCUAGCUGAGCAACAUGGCUGCCCCGGGCUCAAGGAGGCAUGCUUCUGGUUCCUCCUCAAUUCCUCUUCAACGACACUGGAGGCAGUCAUGGCAACUGAUGACUUCGACAAUAUUCUUAGUAACAGUUGUCCUAAUCUAUUGAAAGAGUUGAUGUCGAGGCUUGCUUCCUCUGCCUCUCUCCACGAUUGGCAAAUAAUUGAUCGAUUGGAGGAGGAAGACGACCUUACCCUCUGCACAACCGAAGGGGGUGAGCUCCCUGAACCGGCUCACGGCGUCUUGCCUUUGGGAGCGAGAGCACCAAAACGCAUGCGUCUUUAA